Messenger RNA from Mizuhopecten yessoensis (Yesso scallop), 3936 nucleotides. RefSeq names its product ribosomal RNA processing protein 1 homolog A-like. Gene Ontology annotation, cellular component: nucleus; preribosome, large subunit precursor; preribosome, small subunit precursor. Gene Ontology annotation, biological process: rRNA processing. The record is from RefSeq and is a predicted model, not a curated record. NCBI's taxonomy places the organism in Eukaryota, Metazoa, Mollusca, Bivalvia, Pectinida, Pectinidae. Bases 21 to 2120 code for a protein of 699 amino acids. The transcript has 12 exons.
CCGGAUCCACGUGUUUGGAGAUGGGAGAAAUGGCCACAAUACUGGAUAGAAAUGAUUCUGCAGAGAUUCAUUUUGCUCAGCGACUGGCGUCAAACCACAAACCAAUCAGGGAUAGAGCAUUGAAGAAAAUGCGAAAAUGGCUGGAAGCUAAAUCGAGUUCACAUGAAGAUGCCUUCAGUGAGUGUGACUUUGUGAAGAUUUGGAAAGGUCUCCACUAUUGUUUGUGGAUGCAGGACAAACCACUACUACAGGAGGAGCUAACUGAACGGAUCACACAGAUGGUGCAUGUGUUUGGCACUGUGGAAUGUUCAUUACUGUUCGUCAAGGUCUUCUUCCAAACGGAGGCCCGGGAAUGGGAUGUGCUUGACAAGUGGCGUGUUGACAAGUUUAUGACUUUGGUCAGAAGAAUGUUACAUCAAACGCUCCUCUUCCUCAAAAACAAGAAAUGGCAGAGGAAUGUUCUGACAGAGUUUACCAACAUUUUGAGUUCCAGUGUGAUGAGUCCAGAUAAUGAACAGAUACCUCAGGGCUUGCGGAUUCACCUGGCAGACAUUUACCUGUCAGAGCUAGAGAUAGUUGGUGCUGAACAGUUGAGUGUUGAACAGGUGCUGGCAUUCCUGGAGCCAUUCUUCCAGUAUCUUCCCACUGCUGUCAACUCCGACGUCAUGAAGAGGGUCAUUGCCAGUGUGUUUGAGGUGAUCCUGAAGCAAACACUAGACGAUGCGAUGGAGGCUGCCAAAAAGUUAAUAGAGAAAGAAGAGGAGGAGGAAUCUGAAGUGGACCUAGAUGACUUGGACAUGCCCAUCAGACUACAGUACGACUACAGUGUCAUCGCUGAUCGUCUGUUCCAACUCGGCAGUGGCAAGUUGUGUCGCACCAGAAAUCGAACCAUCAUUUACGACUGGGUGCAAAAGUUCCGAGAUCUGGAUGAGGGUGCCAUCACCAGAGAUGAAGAUAUUGCCCCUGGCAUCAGUAAGAGGCUGCGGCAGAAGAGAAAGAAAAGACCAAAGAAAAGGAAAGGAAAAUCUUCAGCAGAUUCUAACAAUUCAGAAGAAGAUGAAGAAGGGGAGGUAACACCAAACAAGAAAUGGAAAUCUGAGGAUGUGAUCAUUAAUACGGAUAAGAGUGGAGGAGGAGAAAAAACAAAGAAGCAACGUACUGAUGAAAUGUUUUUAAAUGAAUCAACACUGAGUGCAAAUGUACUCAGAAUGAAUAACAAAGGUGAAACAAAUAACAACAAUAAAAAGAAGAAGAACAAGAAAGAGCAGAUCACUUCAGAGAAAAUAUCAACAGACACUGCUGACAGUAGCUCUAAUUUGAAUGAAUCCCAGAUAGAUAACAGUACUUAUAAACUACACAGUGGAAAAAAGAAGAAGAAAGUAGCUGACAUUGAAGGUGAUGUUAUGUCACAAGUGACAAGUGCUGGUAGUCGGACAAAGAAAAAAAGAGCCAAGCAGUGGUCUGUUUCAGAUCAACCGACACCAACAGACACCUCCACUCCCUCGUUAUUUAAUGAGCCAUCAGGACUAGACAUGGAGGAGUCUGUACAGAGUCUCACAAAAGUGAAGACCAGAAAGGUGAAAAAGGGGGAUGUAGGGGCUGGAAAUUCUAAGGUGCAGAUGACAAGUGCAAAGGAUACAACUGAUAAAGAGGCUGGAACUCUUUUACAGAAAGAGGUAGAAAUCUGGAUACCAAACAAAAAGUACAAGGGAAAAAUAAAGGCGCCAUUGUCAGAACAGAAAUCUGCUGGUUCUCAGUUUGCCAAGUUUGAUGUGGGUUUAUCCACACCACCAGCAUUUCUCAGGAAAGCUAGCGCUAAGUCUACACCAAAAUCUGACAAGAAGAGGAAGGAUCCGGAGACCGAGUCACCAACCUUGUCCACUCCUGGUAGCAUGAAGCGUGUCAGUUUUAACAUGAACAAGAAUCAGGCUAAAGAGUUCUACAAAAAGACACUGAUAGAAAGUCAAGAGGAGGCCUUCAACCCGAGUAGAACACCUGACCAGGGCAUCCUGAAAUUCACACCUGAAAGUACUACAAGGUCAAAGGUCAAGGCAGCAAAGAAUAAAGAAACCUCUACACCAAGGUCAUCCAAACGCCCUAGAGCCACAGACUUCUUUUAAACCUAUUGUAAAGAAUGGGAAUUUAAGAGCUACACUUUUUAGUAAACAUACAUAUGUGUAGGUUACAGCAAGUGAUAUUGUUAGAGAAGCUUUGUUAUGAAUUUCAUUGUAAUCUUUGUAUUCUGUCUGUUUUGGAGUGAUAAGCACAUCAUGUGAUGUGUCUUUAUGACCUCUGAGCUAUUGUUAGCUCAUGAUAAAGAGUGAAAUAUUGAUACACAAAGUCUUGAGUAACAAUACUUUGACUGUAGCUUGUUUUGGAGAAGGGCUAUCAAAUUUAUUAUUUUUGUAGACUGAUGGAAUGAAAGAGAAAUGUAUACAGGGAAAAAUUCGUCAGUUUAACUUUCACAUUUCCCCCCUCCAACAUGAGGUUAAAAUGAUCUUAACAAUGAAUAUAAAUACCCAACCUACUAUAUGUAAUAAUUAAAUGUGAAGUGUCCACUCUAUACCUCAAGUAACGGAUUAACUUCAAAACUUCAUGGGAAGGUUAUAUUAAUUACCAUGAAAGCUCGGGAGCAAGUUCGACAACCAUUAUUUUCCGACAGUAAUAUACGGAGUUAUACCUCUUUAUUCAAUUUGUGUCUGCUCAAUAUCUUGAGUGAUUCUCAGCACUUGAAACUUCAUAGGAAGGUAAUUUACCAUAGGAGCCCACACAAGUUGUAUAACCACCAUUAUCUGACUGUAAUUACAGUUAUGCCCCCUGAAGCAGUUUGAAUGUAAUUAUCUUACCACAAUUGAUAAGACGUAUACCCCUUGUUUCAUUAAUGCAAUACUACAUGCAUUCUAUGAUGUUUUAUUGCACUCAUUGAUAUACCAGCAAACAUGUCAUUUUAUCCUUCUUUUGUAGUACUAUUUGGCUCAGAACAGCCAGGUUGUGGGAACAAGAUCAUGCUUUUUAUGGUUACCAGUUCCAUCAAGCGUCAAACAUCAGAAAACCAUUGUUUUCAUCUGAAAGAACAAACUUAAUUUUCUGACUGUUUUGUCUGUAUGGCAGUCCUACAGCUAGCCUUGACAUUAUAUAAGUAGCGUGUAACAAAUCUUCCCACAUGUUGUAUCGGUAGUGAACAUACAUUGUGAGUCUAUUUCACACUUUCGGUUUGUAUUGUGACUUGUUGUAAUGUGUAAGAGUAUAAUCAGUUAAUAUUAUAGACAUGUUCAUUUCCAAUAUUGCACCAGUAUAAGGUAGCUUGCUUGAUAAAAUGCUGUCAAGUCUAUUUUAAAGAAUUCUUUUUUUAAGGUCUCAUGAUAAAAUGGAAAAUAGACAAUAAGGUGUAUAGACUUGUAACGUAAGCUUGAUUACGGUCAAGUUUGUUUAAAUGAAUUUUGUUUCCACUUUUGAGGUCACAGGUAAGAACUACAGAACUGAUUUUGCUGAAAUCAAUUGUAAGAGAUUAGCGAGUGGUGCAGAAGACUGCUUGUUAUUUUGGAGCAAAUUCAAAAUCCAGUAUGGGUUUCAGUUGGUCAUCAUAACUAUUGUGAACUUUGGUUAAAUGAUCAGUACUUUAUUUGGCCAGUAUAAUUUGUUUCCCCGAAAUAAAUACAUUGUUGUGCUAAGGGGUCCAUUUGUGUAAACAGAUCGUGUGGCACCCUUAAGGCUCGGUCACACUGCCACUGGUAUAAAGGUGAUGUGGCACAUUUUCCGACCGAUCUCUUUGAAACUUGGUAUACAUUAUAAUCAUGAUAUGAAGUUGUGUCUCCCUUAUUGAAUUUUGUUUAGACAAUUUUUCCAAAAGUUAUUUGUUUAUUUCAUAUUCUACCAUAGAGCAACACACAUUCAUGAAAGCUAUGUAAUUAUUGAUAAAUAAACCUAUUAAUUGUU